AUGACUCGUAUGGGGAGACAACAAGAACAACAACAGAUUGAGUUGGAUAACCUCCACCAACGAAUGAACUAUCACCAUAGCAACUGGAUGAACUGCAAUUCACGGAUGAUUGCUAUGGAGAAUCAAAACGAUAUUGCUCUCUCUCUGGCACAUGGAAUAGAAGAAAGGCAUGUAGCACUCAAAGAAAUUCAUGAAACACUUGAAGAAAGGCAUGUAGCACUCGAAGAAAACCAUGAAACACUCGAAGAAAGGCACGCAACUCUCGCAGCAGACCAUGCAGAACUGGUUGCAAAGCACACCGAGUUGUCCAAUGUGGUGGCUCAAUGGAUGAAUUUCUGGUGA
Lactuca virosa is the source of this 342-nucleotide messenger RNA. Lineage: Eukaryota; Viridiplantae; Streptophyta; Magnoliopsida; Asterales; Asteraceae. The record is from the annotation of a GenBank genome assembly.